AAACACCCACCACAACCACACUUACCACUACAGCUGAAACACCAACUACAACAACCACACCUACGACUACCCCUACUACGACAACUAGGGAGCCAACCACUACCCCCUGUGUCUGCAUAGUUGAUGGCCAUCAAUAUAAGCCAGGGGAGACAAUAUUCCACAUGAAACCAAUUGGAUCAGGUGUAUGUCUCACAAUGAUAUGCUCUUAUAUUUGUGAGCUUCAAAACAAGACUGCACCUUGCCCGACCACGACUACGACCAUGCCUACAACUACACCCAAACCUCCUAUAUGUCCUGAUUGGGCUGUAGAACAAAAUGAGACAUUCAUAAUCUGCAACUGCACCAUGGCCAAAUGCAUAGAGAACAACACAGUUGUAAUAGUUCCAUAUGAAUGUCCACCACUCAAGAACAUCACUUGUGCUAAUGGGCUGCAGCCAGUUCUUGUGUCGGAUAAGUAUGGCUGCUGCAAGCAUUACGCUUGUGACUGUGUAUGUGAAGGCUGGGGAGAUCCUCAUUACAUCACAUUUGAUGGACUCUACUACAGUUAUCAAGGAAACUGUACUUAUAUUUUGAUGGAAGAGAUUCAACCAAGACAUUAUUUGAGCAUUUAUAUCGACAAUGUCUUUUGUGAUCCUGUUGAAGAUGUUUCUUGUCCAAGAUCAAUAAUUAUAUCAUAUAAUUCAGAAGUUAUCACACUCAUCAAUCACAACCUUCUUGGAGCUGUCGAGUUGGAGGCACUGAAAAACGGACAACGUCUGAAACUACCUUAUUCACAAAACAAUGUUAAGGUUUUGGAUUCUGGCAUGAACUUGGUUUUUGAGAUCCCUCGUCUUGGCGUGGUCAUUACAUUUGGAAUAACUGGCUUUAGGGUUUUCCUUCCGAAUCAAAACUUUGGCAGUAACACACAGGGUCAUUGUGGAACCUGCACUAACAACCGAGAUGAUGACUGCAUGUUGCCUGGAGGCCGGCUGGUGAAGAGCUGUGCGGUGAUGGCCGACUAUUGGCCAGCUAGACACAUUUACCAGCCCAACUGCCACAUGCCAUCUGUGCUGCCCACCGAUAUACCUGAACCUCCACCAACCUUAACUCCAUGCAAGCCAGACUCCAUAUGUCACCUGCUUAGGAGCAGUCUCUUUGCAGCAUGCCAUCCCUUUGUCUCUCCUGAAAAUUUCUACCAAGGUUGUGUUUUUGAUAGCUGCCAUGUUUCCAACCCAGCAGUUGAGUGCACAAGUUUGCAGACUUAUGCGGCUGCUUGUGCUCAGGCUGGAGUUUGUCUGCACUGGAGGAACCACACAACACAGUGUGAAAGUGACUGCCUAUCUAACAAAGUGUACAAGCCAUGUGGUCCUGCUGAACAGCCAACCUGUGAAGACAAUCCAAAUGAACCAACCAUGAACUUCACCACUGAGGGCUGCUUUUGUCCAGAUGGAAUGAAACUCUUCAACAAAGAGUCUGGCAUAUGUGUUGAUAAGUGUGGAUGUCUUGAUCCUGAGGGCAAUCCUCGUGAGUUUAAUGAGAAGUUUGAGUACAAAUGCCAAAACUGCAUCUGUCUGGAAGCCACCAAGACUGUGACAUGCCAGCCGAAGACGUGCCCAAUACCGCCUAUAAUAAGCUGUACUGGUGAUGGGUUCAUCCUUGUCAACGAAACGGAUCCAGCAGACUCCUGCUGUUAUACCUUUGUUUGCCAAUGUCACAGCAACAUUUGCCCACCCAUUGACAAGAAGUGCGGGGCAGGAUAUGAGUCAGAGGACCGUGUUCCUGAGGGAAGAUGCUGUCCAGAACGCACAUGCGUGGCCAAAAAAGUUUGUGUUCACAAAGAAAUUGAAUACCUGCCUGGAUCUCCAGUUCCUGGGCCUGAAUGUCAGGAAUGUUUCUGUACCCGGGAGGUGGAUCCUGAAACUAGUCUAUUUAAAAUACGUUGUGAUUUUGUGAAAUGUGACGAAAACUGUGACCUGGGAUAUGAAUAUCAGGAAGAGACUGAUUCAGAUGCAUGUUGUGGGAAGUGUGUACAGACUCACUGUGUUGCCAGUGUUAAUGGUACCAACAAGCUCUUGAAGCCUGGAGAUACCUGGGCACCACCUGAGAAUAAGUGUCUGCAUUACACCUGCAUUAAGAUCGGAAACACUUUAACAACAUUCAAUUCUCACAUUGUCUGCCCGCCGUUCAACCCCAAAAACUGCCAACCUGGCACUAUUCAGACAUCAGCAGAUGGCUGCUGUAAAAUUUGUGUUGAGAAGGAGAACGGCUGCAAGUUAGUCUCCAUGAAAAAACACAUCACGCACAAUAGAUGCCAGUCUUACAGUGAGGUGGAUGUGCCAUAUUGUGAAGGAUCCUGCAACACUUACACCAUGUACUCUGCAGCAGCAGCUGCUAUGGAGCAUUCCUGCACCUGCUGUAGGGAGACACGCUCCAGCCGUCGCACCAUUGACCUGCACUGCCUGAAUGGAGAUGUGGUUGCCUUCUCGUACAUCCAUGUGGAGCAAUGUGGCUGCGGCAAAACAGCCUGCACCAAACCUGCUGCACCACCUGCUCGCAGCAGGCGAAGCUCCAAACGGGGUUGAUAUAAACACCUGUCAUCACAGUCAUGGAUGCAGGACGUAUACGUUUCUGUCAAUAUUGUCUUAACAAUCAUUACAUCUCUUACCAAGGAAUUGCCUUUGUAGAGAGAAUAUUUACCAAUUGAUCAAUUAAAAUCAUGCA
This is a messenger RNA of Plectropomus leopardus (leopard coralgrouper), 2700 nucleotides long. The record is from RefSeq and is a predicted model, not a curated record. Lineage: Eukaryota; Metazoa; Chordata; Actinopteri; Perciformes; Serranidae.